Brassica napus (rape) is the source of this 1100-nucleotide messenger RNA. Its product is annotated as phosphopantetheine adenylyltransferase-like. The record is from RefSeq and is a predicted model, not a curated record. Gene Ontology annotation, biological process: coenzyme A biosynthetic process. NCBI's taxonomy places the organism in Eukaryota, Viridiplantae, Streptophyta, Magnoliopsida, Brassicales, Brassicaceae. The transcript is spliced from 6 exons. Gene Ontology annotation, molecular function: dephospho-CoA kinase activity; pantetheine-phosphate adenylyltransferase activity. The coding region runs from base 204 to 515 and encodes 103 amino acids.
CGAACAAAUAACACGUCUCUUUUUAAUUUAUCGAAUUGAAUCCAAUUCAUAACAAAAUUUGAACCGAAAACCAAAAAUUUGGUUUGGUUUGUUCGGUUCAUAAGUGAUUGGAUCGGCUAUAAAUGGUCUCGAACCGGGAAAAAAUGAGAUACGAACGAAAUUUCAAAGGUCUUCUUUCUCCGGCGGAUUCGUCGUAAUCGAAAAUGGCAGCAGCAGAGGAUUCAGAGGUCUCUACGGCGAAUUCUUUCGGCGCUGUCGUUCUAGGCGGUACUUUUGAUCGAUUGCACGAUGGGCAUCGCACUUUCCUCAAGGCGGCGGCGGAACUGGCCAGGGAACGAUUAGUUGUUGGAGUAUGUGAUGGCCCUAUGUUGACGAACAAGCAAUUCUCUGAGAUGAUACAACCAAUUGAAGAAAGGAUGCGUAAUGUGGAGAACUAUGUCAAGUCUAUCAAACCUGGGCUGGUUGUGCAAACCGAGCCCAUUACUGAUCCAUAUGGACCUUCUAUUGUCGAUUAAACUUUGGAAGCUAUUGUAGUCAGCAAAGAGACGUUACCUGGUGGUUUGUCAGUUAACAGAAAGAGAGCAGAGAGGGGUCUUUCUCAACUCAAGAUUGAGAUUGUUGAAAUAGUUUCUGAUGGAUCAAGUGGGGAUAAGAUAAGUUCGACUACUUUGAGGAAGUUAGAGGCUGAGACACAAAAGCAACAUGCUGAACAAGAAGCAUCAUGAACUUGGAACAUGUAAAGAUCAACUUUGUUUGUAGCUUUUGAAUAUGUUUGUUUUUAUAUUGACUGAAAAUGUUCAAUGAAAAAGGUAAACGCUUUGUAUACAUUUGGCAGACACGGCAGCGUAUUGAAAACAAAAUUCUGAAAGCUUCCAUAAACUUCUGAUUCCAGUUCUGAUUCCGAACCACAUCCUUACAAUAAUGUUAUUGUGUUGUUGGUUUUAUAGUAUGAUUGUUUGAGCGUUUAGUACUACAUUUAUAAUUUCUUUGUGUAUUGUGUGGGUAUUGAUCAUGGCAAGAUGAUUCUUCAUUCUGAUUUGCAUUGUUUCCAGUAUAUGUUCAAUCCUGUUAAAUGAAGAUGUUGAAAUGUUCAUGUCCAA